UCAACUAAUCGGCAAAGGGAUCUACAAUCAGGUUGAUAAGACAUAACCCGCCAAUCUCCAGUCUCCUGGUUUAGCAAAUUUCCAGGCUAUCAAACGAAUACGGAACAAGUCGGACAAGAUGAGCAGAUCGUCGGCAGACAAGCGGGACAUUUACUAUCGACUAUGCAAGAGCGAAGGUUAUCGAGCAAGAUCAGCCUACAAGCUUCUCCACCUGGAUGAGGAGUUUGAUCUCUUCCGAGGAGUGAGAGUGGCAUGCGAUUUCUGUGCCGCACCGGGAUCAUGGAGUCAGGUCUUGUCACGAAAGCUCAGACCUGCAGGGAAGAAAGACCCGGCAAAGAUCGUCUCUAUCGACCUCCAGCCUAUGGCGCCUCUGGCAGGAGUGACCAUCUUGCAUGCGGACAUCACCGUACCAUCCACUCUUAACAAGAUGAUGGACGCUAUGGAGGAGGAAAAGGCGGAUCUGGUUGUCUGUGAUGGAGCACCAGAAGUGACGGGGGUACAUGAUCUGGAUGCGUAUCUGCAUGCUCAGCUGUUACUGGCAGCUUUGACGCUAGCUUUACCGUUACUGGCACCAGGCGCCACCCUGAUCUUCAAGAUCUUCCUCUCGCCAUCAGAUCCUACCGGCGAGAUCCUCAUCUCGCAGCUCGAGCCGUUCUUCAGUUACCCGCAGAAGGGGGACGAGCUGAUUGACGAUACGCUCGGAAAUCCGUAUGAGGAAGGAGGAUGUGAGGUCAAGGGGUAUGAUCGGUAUGGCCGUAGAGGAGGGGUGUGGGUGAGGAAGCCUCGAAGUAGUAGAGCGGGGAGUGCAGAACAUUUCCUGGUUUGCCGGAAUUUCAACCCGGAUACGUUACCGCCGUCGUUCGACUUCAAGAGCCUUUCACAUAGCGUACAGUCCCUGUCUCUGGAUUCGUUCAGCGCCGGUGAGCGGACCAGCAAGGAGGACGAGGAGAAGGAAAGACGGUGGCAGGUGAUCAAGGGUUACACGAUCGGGGAUCUCGAUUGUGGGCGGUAGGGUCCCGGAUGUUUUGUGCCUUGUCAGCGCCGAAACAUGACGAGACCCAUACACAAUCACCUGUUCACGUUCUACAUCCUAUAAUUAUUGCUCUGCAUUAUACGUAUCGAUUCCGUCAGACCCUGUUGAACUCGAAGGUUUUGCCCGAAUCUCCGUAUAACUUUCUGCCCAAGAUUCGUCUCCGAGCCGGUUUCCCGAGCAGGAAGUUGGCAGGCGCG
Messenger RNA from Filobasidium floriforme, 1230 nucleotides. Its product is annotated as FtsJ-like methyltransferase-domain-containing protein. Gene Ontology annotation, cellular component: cytoplasm. Lineage: Eukaryota; Fungi; Basidiomycota; Tremellomycetes; Filobasidiales; Filobasidiaceae. Bases 119 to 1012 code for a protein of 297 amino acids. Gene Ontology annotation, molecular function: tRNA methyltransferase activity. The transcript has 9 exons. Gene Ontology annotation, biological process: cytoplasmic translation; tRNA methylation. The record is from RefSeq and is a predicted model, not a curated record.